Molecule: messenger RNA, 822 nt
Organism: Effrenium voratum
Lineage: Eukaryota; Dinophyceae; Suessiales; Symbiodiniaceae
Source: the annotation of a GenBank genome assembly
AUGUUCCUGGAUCAAUCGGAGUUACUUGUGGGUGAACACGUUGAGGGGCUGAGUCAAUCUGGUGAACGGAAAUCAGCUUUCACCCAAGUAUUCAGCAAUUUUCCACAAAACAUGGGGCUUUUCUCCGCAGGCACAGUCAACUGGCAGCAACUCUUGCCAGCCCUGGAGUACACAAAGCUUGAGAUCCAGCCCAUUCCAGCCCCACCACUGUCUCGACAGGCUGCUUCUGAGGCCAUGCAAGAAUGGCAGGGAACGCAGUACAACAACAGAGUCUUCAAUGCUGGGGUACCUCGCCUCCUGGAACGAGCCUUCCAGACGACAGGCGAGUUGUCGUCCACUGCCCCUGCUGCAUUCAUGUACAUGGAACAAUGCUUCCAGAGUGCAUAUGGCUGUGCGGGCCCUUUGUUUGACCAACCAGAAGUGGCAUUGUCUUUAGUUCUUUGCUCUGCAGUGCGCUGGAAAAUCACAGACAGCGAGCUUGCGCCCGGAACAUCGACACACUGGGUAGAUAUUUUCCAGGUGGGGGCAGCUUUUCCAAGCAAUCAUUCAGUCUUGGUUCCUCGGCUUUGGUGGAGUCAGAAUAAGAAAACCAAAGGGAAGCUUCUGGAGGACUUCAAGAGUCUGAACAUUUCGUUGGAGGGGCUCCUGCCAGAUUGCCUGAAAUUGCUCAAAAGCCCAAAGCAAGGCGCUACAGAGCGGGGGCCCUUUGUGGGAAGAUCUGGUGGCCAAUUCCCUGGCUGCGCGGUUCCGCCUUUACUGCAUGGCAAGAAACCUGAGUGCCGACGUCACCUGGGCCCCAUUUCUAUCAAUUUAUCCCACUGA